This is a messenger RNA of Ostreococcus tauri, 825 nucleotides long. Its product is annotated as RWP-RK domain. The record is from RefSeq and is a predicted model, not a curated record. NCBI's taxonomy places the organism in Eukaryota, Viridiplantae, Chlorophyta, Mamiellophyceae, Mamiellales, Bathycoccaceae. Gene Ontology annotation, molecular function: DNA-binding transcription factor activity. The transcript has 2 exons. Bases 1 to 825 code for a protein of 274 amino acids.
AUGGAUGCGCGGGGGGGCGAGGCGACGCGACGACGGGGGCGCGGGGGGCACGUCGUCGUCACGGAGGAAGAUGUGCGAGGGGUGUUUCAUAUGCCGAUCACGGAGGCGGCGAAAAGGCUCGGGGUGUGCGUCACGGUGUUAAAAGUGCGAUGUCGAGAGCUCGGUAUCGCGCGUUGGCCGUUUCGGAAAAUGAGAAAGCUGGAUAACAUGAUUUCCAUCCUGGAGACGCAAAAAUCGCGCACAGUCGCCGCCGCGAGCGAAGACGAGAAGGCUUCGAAAUUGGAAACGAUCAAGAAGACGCGCGAACUUGUCUUGGCGCAACCAAAUAGCAACGCGCAUGCCAAGUUGGGUAAAAUCAACUCCAAGUUACGGCGUAAAGUGCUCGAGAGUUCGUCGGCGCGCGAAAACUCAGCCGAGGUUUCUGGAAAAUCCGGCGAGUACGGGUCCGUUGGUUCCGGAUCUCAGCGAUCGGCGAGGACGAACGACGAAAGGCUGACAAACAAGAAGAGAUCGCGAGGCGAAAUGGAGCAAACUAGCGCUCCCACUCGCGAUGAUCACGGUAGCCUGGAUCAACUCCUCUCCGCGGCGUCCGUCGUGGUUCAAAAUGACGUUCAUCGAGAGAGCAGCGCUUCACCGGCCGAAUCGACGUUCACACUGGCCGCACCGAUUAUUAGGGACUCUACGGUCCAGCCGUUCCUCGGUGACUUGCUCAAACGCACCCCAGUGAGGCGUGAAUUACCAUCAAACGUCUCUCGGCCGACGCCGAGGCGCUUUGACAUGAACGCCAACCUCCUCCUCGCCGCCGUCGGUGGAACAGCGCUGUAG